AUGUCAGCCCCACAGGAGGAUGAGAGGCUGGUCCUCCUCGAGAGCCUGGCCACGGCACUGCUGCGUGUCCGGCCGGACAAGUGGGCCAAGUUUGUGGCCAGCGAGGAGACUUCAGUCAUGCUGGACAAGUUCUUCAAGCAGCCAGAGCUGCUGGAGCUGGUGCUGGUGCUGACCCCUGCCGGGCAGCUCCAGCCCACCACCUCCUUCCCACCUGCCCUGAAGGGCAAGGGAAUCUACUGCGUGAAGAAGAAGGGGGAGAACGUCACCGGGGAGAACUGUCGGAGCACGCUGCUGGUGGGAGACAUGGGCGCCUCGCCCGUGGAGCAGCUCAUCACCGUGCUGCUGGAGGUUGUGACCCCUCUGCUCCUGAGCCAGGAUGAGGGUGCGAACUGGCCCAGGAUUGUGGUGGAGGACGUCGUGCGCCACACUCAGCAGCUGCAGAACAAGAUGUUCAUGAUGACCGGGAAGAUCCAGGGGAAGCCACUGCUGCCACUGCCCGAGCACCUGGUCAGCUGGGAGGACUCAGGCGCCGCCCUGGACUGCCUGGUGGGGCCCAUAGAUGGCACAGUGCUGCACUCCAUCGAGACCGUGAUCAUCGAGUGGUUCCAGCAGGUUGAAGAGAUCUUCGGCCAGGACCCAGCGCAGCAGCUGCUGGAGGGGCUGCACCCCGUGCCCAGGGUGGAGUUUGAUUUCUGGCAGACCAGGGUGACCAGCCUGGAGUGCAUCAGUGAGCAGCUGGUCACACCCCAGGUGACAGUGCUGGCCAAGGCCCUGGAGAAGGCUGACAGCUGCUACUGGCCAUCGCUGCAGAACAUGUUCAGGGCCGUCAGUGGGGGUCUGGAGGAAGCCAAUGAUGUCAACCUGCACCUGCAGCCGCUGCAGGCGCUGCUGGAGGAGAUGGAGCAAAUGGAAUACACCGAGCUGCGGCCCUUGGUGCCCAAGGUGCUCUGCACCAUCUGCCUGCUCCGGGCUCACUGCGUGCACUACCACUCGCCUGCCCACAUAGCCCGGAUCCUGCAGGAGACCUGCAACUUCUUCAUCAGCCUGACCUAUAAAUUCCUGAACCCAGAGGACAUGCUGAAGGGGCUGCAAGGAGAGCCCCAGGAGACCCUGCAGGGACUCAAACACGCCAUCUCCGUCACAGAGAAGUUCUUCCAGUCCUACAGCACUUACUGCUCUGAGCUAACGACCACAUUCUUCCCGGAGCAGGAAGAGCUCCGGGAGUUUCCCCCCCCGCAGAUCUUUGGGAGGAUGGAUGCCUUCCUGCACAGGCUCAAGGCCAUCAAGGAGCUGUUCCAGGUUGCCAUCGACUUCCAGAGGCUAGAGAAGACAGUGCUGGGAGGGGUGCGAGGGAACUUCCUUGGGACCUGGGUGUUGAGGAUCUCUGAGGAGGUCUGUGAAGCCACCAAGGCUUUUGCUGACUGCAAAUACGAUCCCUUGGAUCCCGAUGAAGAGGAAUGGAAUAGAGACUUUGCAGAGUUCCAGAAGAAGGUUGAGGACGCAAACAAGCAGCUGGCCGCCAUCUUCUGCCAGGGCUUUGACGACUGUAACCGGCUGACAGCUGCUGUGAAGCUGGUGCACAUGUUUGCCACCGUGCUGGAGCGGCCCCUGAUCAAGGCUGAGGCUUCCCCCUGCUACCUGGCCCUGCUGGGGAUGUUCGAGGCGGAGCUGGAGAGCGUGAAGAUGCUGUACGACACCCGGUUCGUGUCGCCGCCGCCCCCCAGGGGCGGCCCGGCCAUCCACAAGAACAUGCCGCCGGUGGCCGGGCAGCUGAAAUGGGCUCUGGAGCUGCAGCAGCGCCUGGAGGGGCCGCGCAAGGACCUGCUGGCCAUGAAGCACCCAGCCAUGGUGGGUGCCGAGGCUGAGCUGGUGUCGGGGAAGUACGAGGAGAUGAUGGGGCUGCUGCAGAGCUACAGCAAGAGGAUCUACGAGGAAUGGGCGAGCGGGCCCGGCAAGGACUGCCACUUCAGCCUGGAGCAGCCUCUGCUGCAGAGGGACGCCGAGUCCGGCUUCCUCAGCGUCAACUUCAGCAAAGAGCUCUCGGCCGUCCUGCGGGAGGUGAAGUACCUGCACAUCCAGCAGCAGCAGGACAUCCCCACCAAUGCUGAGAACCUCUUUGCCCAAAAUGAGACUUUCCAAAAGAUAGGGGACAACCUGGCGCUCAUUGUGGGCUGGUACAAUCAGGUGAAGCAGCAGCUGAUGCCAGUGGAGCAGCCACUGCUGGCAAAGGAGCGGGAGGCCCUGGAUGUCCGUCUGUCCAGUGCUGAGAAGACUCUGUUCUGGAGCCAUGAAGGUGUCAUGGAAUAUAUCCAGGACAUGAGGGAGACCCUGCACGACCUGCAGAGACGAGUCCAGACAGCGAAGCUAAACCUGCAGAGCAUCACCCAGCUGAUGGAGGACUGUGCAGCCACUCCCUUGUUCGGAAGAAAGGACAACAAGGAAACGGCGCUCCUGGACCUCGAAGGCAAAGAAAACGCCAUAGCUCAGCGCCGUGCCCUCAUCGAGAGCACGGGCGAGAAGAUCCAGGCCAUGGUGAAGGAGAACGCAGAGAUGUUUAAGGCUGAUGUAGCCUCACGGAUAUGGCACAGCUAUGUGGCACACAUCGACAAAAUCGUGUUGGAUGGGCUCUGCAGGCUCGUUCACAGGUCCCUGCAGCUGCUGCUCACCAACAUGGACCCCGAGGCGCAGGUGUCGCCGCUGUUCGAGGUGCGCAUGGAGCUGUCCGAGGGCCGCGUGCAGUACCAGCCCUCCCUGGAGGUGGGGGCCGGCGACAGCUUCUUGGUGCUGGUGGAGGGGCUGCUGGGGGACACGGAGGGGGUGGCAGCCUCCAUGCCACGGCUGCUGGAGGGGGCGAUCAGCUACAAGGCGGCGCUGGAGGAGCAGCAGGAUCUCCUGAGGAUGCAGGAGCAGCUGAUGUCGCUGGUGGUCAGCACCAUGGCAGAAGGUGAAGAAUUCAGUGCCAGCUUUGAGGAGCACUCCCACCUGUGGAAAGAGAGCCCCGAGGAGUUCCUGCAGCGCUUCCUCACCUUGGACAGUGCCUCUGAAGAGGGAGAGGCAGAGCCCAAAGGAGAGCCAGAGAAGCCCUUGGCACCUGGGAUACCGCCCCUGGCACUCUUUCAACAGGAGAUCGAUGUGCUGGAGGCACUGCACGAAGAGGUGCUGGAGUUUGAGGAAACCAGGGUGUUUGGGGGGUGGCUGCAGAGCGACUGCCGCCCCUUCAAGAAGGCGCUGCUGAGUGCCAUCAAGGGCCACAGCGUGGUGCUCCGGCAGUACCUCGCCCAACACGUCACCAGCAGCCUCGAGGAGCUGCAGAAUUUCAUCAAAGAGUCCACUGCUGGCUUGAGUAAACCUCUGGAGGAGGGAGACUAUGAAGGACUGGUGGAGGUGAUGGCGCACCUGGCGAAGGUCAGGGAGAGGCAGGAGGUGACUGACAUGAUGUUUGAGCCCCUGAAGGAGACGGUCGCGCUGCUCAAGACUUACGGGGACAAGAUGCCGGAGGAGAUCCACCUGCUGCUCCAGAAGCUGCCCGAGAGCUGGGACAACAACAAGAAGCUGUGCCUGCGGGUGGCGGACAGCGCGGCGCCCCUGCAGGCGGCCGAGGCCGCCAUCCUCCGCAGCAAGUGCCAGGACUUCGAGGUGCAGCAGCUCGCCUUCCGGGAGAGCUUCCAGGGAAAUGCUCCUUUCUCGUACACAGAACCAGAGCCCUACAAGUCACUGAACAGGCAACAUAAGAGCAUCACAGUCUUGGAGAAGGAAAUGGAAGCCCUGGCCACCUCAGCUGCUCUGUUUGAGGUGUCAGUCCCAGAGUACAAACAGCUCAAAACGUGUCGCAGGGAGCUGCGCCUGCUGAAGGACCUCUGGGACAUGGUGACCCUGGUGAACAUGAGCAUCGCCAGCUGGAAGACAACCAAGUGGGCAGAGCUUAACGUUGAGGAUAUGGAUAUUGAGUGCAAGAAAUUUGCUAAAGACAUCCGGGGUUUGGAUAAGGAGGUGAAGGGCUGGAACGCGUUCACGGGGCUGGACAGCAGCAUGAAGAACAUGAUGACCUCCCUGCGCGCCGUGAGCGAGCUGCAGAACCCAGCCAUCAGGGACCGGCACUGGCAGGAGCUUGUGCAGACAGCCAAGGUGGAAUUCACCAUGUCCGAGAACACCACCCUGGCGGAUCUGCUGCAACUCAACCUGCACAAGUUUGAGGAGGAGGUUCGCGGCAUUGUGGACAAAGCGACAAAGGAGGCUGGGAUGGAGAAGGUGCUGAAUGCCCUGGACACUACUUGGGCAGGAAUGCAGUUUGAGUAUGAGCCCCACGGCAGGACCCAGCUCCCGCUGCUCAAGAUGGAUGAGGCGCUCAUUGAGACACUGGAGGACAACCAAAUGCAGCUGCAGAACGUGUUGGCAUCCAAGUACCGAGCCUUCUUCCUUCAGAGGGCACAGGACUGGCAGCAGAAGCUGUCAACCACUGACACUGUUAUCAACACCUGGUUUGAAGUACAGAGGAAGUGGAGUCACCUGGAAACAAUCUUCAUAGCAUCUGAAGACACACGGAGUCAACUGCCAGAGGAGUCGAAGAAAUUUGACACCAUUGACGAGGAUUUCCGAGAUCUAAUGGCUGAUGCAGUACAAACUCCCAACGUGAUCGAAUGCACCAACAAGCCCGGGCUGCACACCAAGCUGGAAGCACUGCAGGACAGGUUGGCGGUCUGUGAGAAGGCCUUGGCUGAAUACCUGGAGACCAAAAGACUGGCUUUUCCCCGGUUCUAUUUUGUCUCCUCUGCGGACCUACUGGAUAUUUUAUCCAAGGGGACCGAGCCCCUUGAGGUGUCCCGGCACUUGACGAAGCUGUUUGACAGUUUGGCCAAGCUGAAGUUCCAGGAGGGCGCAGACAAAAAGCCCCUGAAGGUGGCCCACGGGAUGUUCAGCCGGGACGGGGAGUACAUGGACUUCGAUGCAGACUGUGACCUGUCUGGCCAGGUGGAGGUGUGGCUGAACCGGCUGCUGGAGCGCAUGCGCUCCACGCUGCGCAGCCUCAUGCCCCAGGCCCUGGGCACCUACGAGGACAAGCCACGGGAGGAGUGGGUGUUUGACUACCCAGCACAGAUCGCUCUCACGUGCACCCAGAUCGCCUGGACCACAGAGGUUGGAGUUGCCUUUGCGAGUCUGGAGAAAGGUUAUGAGAAUGCCCUGAAGGAUUAUAACAAAAAGCAGAUCGCUCGGCUGAAUGCCCUGAUUUCCCUGCUCCUUGGGAACCUGAGUGCUGGAGACAGAAUGAAGAUCAUGACAAUCUGUACUAUUGAUGUCCAUGCAAGGGAUGUUGUGGGCAAAAUGAUCCAAACAAAGGUGGAGACCUCGCAGGCGUUUGCGUGGCAGUCCCAGCUGCGGCACCGCUGGGAUGACGGGGAGAAGCACUGCUUCGCCAACAUCUGCGACGCGCAGCUCUGCUACGCCUACGAGUACCUGGGGAACACGCCCCGGCUGGUGAUCACCCCCCUGACCGACAGGUGCUACAUCACCCUGACCCAGUCCCUGCACCUCUACAUGGGGGGGGCCCCCGCUGGCCCCGCGGGCACCGGGAAAACAGAGACCACCAAGGACCUGGGCCGGGCCGUGGGCAUGAUGGUCUACGUGUUCAACUGCUCCGAGCAGAUGGACUACAAGUCCUGUGGGAACAUCUACAAAGGACUUGCCCAGACUGGCGCUUGGGGCUGCUUCGACGAGUUCAAUCGCAUUUUGGUGGAGGUCCUGUCUGUCAUUGCCGUGCAGGUAAAAUGUAUUCAGGAUGCAAUCCGUGGCAGGAAGAAAACAUUCAACUUCCUUGGGGAGACCAUCUCACUGGUCCCAUCGGUGGGGAUCUUCAUCACCAUGAACCCUGGCUACGCCGGGCGCACAGAGCUGCCCGAGAACCUGAAAGCUCUGUUCAGACCCUGCGCUAUGGUGGUCCCCGAUUUUGAACUGAUCUGCGAAAUCAUGCUUGUGGCAGAGGGGUUUCUUGAUGCCAGGCUCCUGGCAAGGAAGUUCAUCACUCUCUACACGCUCUGCAAAGAGCUGCUGUCGAAACAGGACCACUAUGACUGGGGGCUGCGGGCCAUCAAGUCCGUGCUGGUGGUGGCAGGCUCCUUAAAGAGGGGGGACCCUGGCUCUGCAGAGGACCAGGUCCUGAUGAGAGCUUUACGAGACUUCAAUAUCCCCAAGAUCGUGACAGAUGACUUGCCUGUGUUCUUGGGGCUGAUUGGAGACCUGUUUCCAGCACUGGACGUUCCCAGGAAGAGGAACCUCGAAUUUGAGAAGGUGAUCCGUGAGGCCGUGGUGGAGCUGAAGCUGCAGGCGGAGGAGAACUUUGUGCUGAAGGUGGUGCAGCUGGAGGAGCUGCUCCAAGUGCGACACUCCGUCUUCGUCGUCGGCAACGCCGGCUGCGGCAAGUCCCAGGUGCUGAAGUCGCUCAACAAGACGUACAAAAUGCUGAAGAGGAGGCCGGUCACGAUUGACCUGGACCCCAAGGCUGUGACCUGCGAUGAGCUGUUUGGGAUCAUCCAUCCAGCCACACGGGAAUGGAAGGAUGGUCUGUUCUCCACAGCCAUGCGUGACCUGGCCAACAUCACACAUGAUGGGCCCAAAUGGAUCAUCCUUGAUGGAGACAUUGAUCCAAUGUGGAUCGAGUCCUUGAACACAGUCAUGGAUGACAAUAAGGUUCUCACCUUGGCCAGCAACGAGCGCAUCCCCCUCACUCCCACCAUGAGGCUCAUCUUCGAGAUCAGCCACCUGCGGACGGCCACGCCGGCCACCGUGUCCCGGGCUGGAAUCCUCUACAUCAACCCUGCAGACCUGGGCUGGAGCCCCAUUGUGGCCAGCUGGAUUGACACAAGAACAGAGAAGUCUGAGAAGGCUGCUCUGACGAUCCUCUUUGACAAGUACCUGCCACCAUGCCUGGAGAAGCUCAAGUCUGAGUUCAAGACAAUCACUCCUGUUCCUGACGUCACAGCCAUACAGACAGUUCUGUCCCUGCUGGAAUGUUUUCUGACACCCCAGAAUGUCCCACCAGACUCACCCCGGGAGCAAUACGAGCUCUUCUUCGUCUUCGCCUGCAUCUGGGCCUUUGGUGGAGCCUUGUUCCAGGACCAGCUGGUGGAUCACCGCCAGCAGUUCAGCAAGUGGUGGCUGUCGGAAUUUAAAGCCAUCAAGUUUCCUAAUCAGGGGACAGUUUUUGACUAUUACAUUCAUCCCAAAACGAAGACAUUCAAUCUCUGGGAUGAAAGAGUGCCAGCGUUUGAGCUCGACCCCGACAUCCCCUUACAGGCGGCCGUGGUGCACACCACAGAGACCAUUCGCCUCCGCUACUUCAUGGACCUGCUGAUGGAGAAGCAGCAGCCGGUGAUGCUGGUGGGGAACGCAGGGACAGGAAAGUCAGUCCUGAUGUGGGACAAGCUGGAAGCGCUUGGCACAGAUGAAUACCUGGUGCAGUCUGUGCCCCUCAACUUCUACACAACCUCGGCCAUGCUGCAGGCCGUCCUUGAGAAACCCCUGGAGAAGAAAUCAGGGAGGGUUUUUGGCCCACCUGGCACCAGAAGGCUGAUCUACUUCAUCGAUGACAUGAACAUGCCAGAGGUGGACAAGUACGGCACUGUGGCACCACACACGCUUAUUCGGCAGCACCUGGACCACGGGCACUGGUAUGACAGGAGCAAGCUGACCCUGAAGGACAUUCGCAACUGCCAGUACGUGGCCUGCAUGAACCCGACCGCGGGGUCCUUCACCAUCGACCCACGGCUGCAGCGCCACUUCUGCGUGCUGGCCGUGUGCUUCCCCAGCCGCGAGGCUCUGAGCACCGUGUACGGCACCAUCCUGCAGCAGCACCUGGCCCGCCACAACAUGCCCAUGCCUCUGCAGAAAAUGCAGCCCAAGCUGGUGGCAGCAGCGCUGGCCCUGCACCAGAAGGUUGCUGCCAACUUUCUGCCAACAGCCAUCAAGUUCCACUACAUCUUCAACCUGCGGGACCUCUCCAACAUAUUCCAGGGGCUGCUCUUCUCCACCCCUGACUGCCUGAAAACCCCCGUGGACUUGGUGCGUCUCUGGCUCCACGAAGCAGAGAGGGUGUAUGGAGACAAGCUUGUUGAUGAAGAGGAUCAGUACAGCUUCAAGAAGGUGAUGACCGACAUCAGCAAAGCCUCCUUUCAAGAGAUCAAUGAAGAGCUGAUGUUCGCCAAACCCAACAUCUACUGCCACUUUGCCCAGGGCAUGGAUGACUUCAAGUACAUGCCAGUGACGAGCUGGGCAUCCCUGAGUGGCCUGCUCGGGGAAGCCCUGGACAGCUACAAUGAGGUGAAUGCAGCGAUGAAUCUGGUGCUCUUUGAAGACGCAGUGUCUCACAUUUGCAGAAUUAGCCGGAUCUUGGAGUCUCCUCGGGGCAACGCGCUGCUGGUGGGGGUGGGAGGCAGUGGGAAGCAGAGCCUGGCUCGGCUGGCAGCUCACAUCAGCAACCUGAGCGUGUUCCAGAUCACGCUGAGGAAAGGCUACGGCAUCCCAGACCUGAAGCUGGACCUUGCCUCCCAGUACAUGAAGGCAGCUGUGAAGAACAUCCCCAGCGUGUUCCUGAUGACAGACUCCCAGGUGGCUGAAGAAUCAUUCCUGGUUGUGAUCAAUGAUUUCUUGGCGUCUGGGGAGGUGCCAGGCCUCUUUCAGGAUAAUGACAUGGAAACCAUCAUCGGGUCCAUGAGGCCUCAAGUGAAGUCCCUUGGAUUGGAAGAUACAAAGGAAAACUGCUGGAAAUUAUUUAUAGAAAAAGUCAGGCGCCAGUUGAAGGUUGUCCUCUGCUUCUCCCCCGUGGGCUCCACCCUGCGUGUGAGGGCCAGGAGGUUCCCAGCUGUGGUCAACUGCACGGCCAUCGACUGGUUCCACGAGUGGCCCGAGGACGCCCUCGUGUCCGUCAGCAGCCGGUUCCUGGAGGAAACACCGGACAUCGAGCCAGAGGUCAAGGCCUCCAUCAGCCAGUUCAUGUCCUUCGUCCACACAAGCUCAAAGGAGAUGUCCAAGAUCUACCUGGCCGUGGAGAGACGCUAUAACUACACCACGCCAAAGACCUUCCUGGAGCAGAUAAAGCUCUACCAGAACCUGCUGGCAGAUAAAAGGAGCAACCUCUCCAGCAGCAUUGACAGGCUGGAGAAGGGGCUGAUGAAGCUGCGGAGCACAGCAUCACAGGUGGAUGACCUGAAAGCCAUGCUGGCAGUCCAGGAGGUAGAGCUGAAGCAGAAGAAUGAGGACACAGACAAACUGAUCCACGUGGUGGGCGUUGAGACAGAGAAGGUCAGCAAGGAGAAAGCCAUAGCUGAUGAGGAGGAGCUGAAGGUCGAAGCCAUCAACAAGAUAGUGGCUGAGAAGCAGCAAGCCUGUGCGAGCGAACUGGCAGAAGCAGAGGUGGUGCUCUCGGCCGCCCGCGAGGCCCUCGACACGCUCAACAAGUACAACCUGACGGAGCUGAAGUCCUUUGGGGCCCCACCACCAGAGGUAGUGAAUGUGAUGGCAGCUGUGCUGAUUCUGACGGCUGAAAACGGCAAGAUUCCGAAGGACAAGAGCUGGACAGCAGGAAAAGUCAAGAUAGGAAAAGCAGACACCUUCCUUGCAAGCUUAAAAAACUAUGAUGGGGAAAACAUCCCUGAGGCCUGUCUCAAGGCAUUUGAGCCCUACCGGAACGACCCCAGCUUUAAUCCCGAGUUCAUCAAGUCCAAGUCAACGGCCGCAGCAGGGCUGUGCUCCUGGUGCCUCAACAUGGUGCGCUUCUACGAGGUGCACUGCACGGUGAAGCCCAAGAGACAGGCAGUGGCCGAUGCUGAUGCCGAGCUGGCAGAGGCGCAGGCGAGGCUGAGUAAAAUUAAGAGCAAAAUUGCGGCCCUGAAUGAAAAUCUGGCGACUCUCACUGCUCAGUUUGAGAAAGCCACAGCAGAGAAGAUCAAAUGCCAGCAGGAGGCUGAUGAAACCAACAAAGUCAUCAAUUUGGCAAACAGGCUCGUUGGGGGCCUGGCGUCUGAAAACGUGCGCUGGGCUGAGUCAGUGGAGGAUCUCAGAGAGCAGGAGAAGACGCUGUGUGGGGACGUGCUGCUGGUCUCCGCCUUCGUGUCCUACAUCGGAUACUUCACCAAGAAGUACAGGGCUGAGCUGCUGGAGAAGCACUGGGUUCCCUUCCUCCAGGGGCAGAAGGUGCCCAUCCCCAUCACCCCGGAGCUGGACCCCCUGAGCCUCCUCACGGACUCUGCCGACGUGGCUGCCUGGAACAACCAGGGGCUGCCCAGCGACCGCACGUCCACCGAGAACGCGGCCAUCCUGUGCAGCACGCAGCGCUGGCCGCUGCUCGUGGACGCCCAGCUGCAGGGCGGCAAGUGGAUCAAGAACAAAUUCGGGGAGGACCUGCAGAUCGUCCGCCUGGGCCAGAAAAGAUACCUGGACAUCAUUGCCCAGGCGGUCUCUGAAGGACAGACACUGCUCAUCGAGGACAUCGGGGAGACCAUCGAGGCAGUGCUGGACCCGCUGCUGGGCAGGACCUUCAAGGGCAGAUACAUUAGGAUUGGAGAUAAAGAAGUAGAGUAUAACCAGCAGUUCCGCCUAAUCCUGCAUACCCGAAGUUUCAACCCGCACUACAAGCCAGAGGUGCAGGCUCAGUGUACUCUCAUCAACUUCUUGGUGACACGGGAGGGCCUGGAGGACCAGCUGCUGGCUGCUGUGGUGGCCCGGGAGCGGCCAGACCUGGAGGCCCUGAAGGCAAGCCUGACCAAGAGCCAGAACGAGUUCAAGAUCAAGCUGAAGGAGCUGGAGGACUCCCUGCUCGCCCGGCUGUCAGCUGCUGGGGGAGAUUUCCUGCGGGACACAGCACUGGUAGAGAACCUGGAGAUAACGAAGCGCACAGCCAAGGAAAUUGAGGAAAAGGUAAAAGAAGCCAAAGUCACUGAAGUACAAAUAAACGUAGCGAGAGAGAACUACCGGCCAGCAGCAGAGCGUGCAUCCCUGCUGUACUUCAUCCUGAGUGACCUCUGCAAGAUCAACCCCAUCUACCAGUUCUCUCUCAAGGCCUUCAACGGGGUCUUUGAGAAAGCCAUCGAGCGAGCAGUCCCCAGCGACGACACCCGGGAAAGGGUGAUCAACCUGACCGACCAGAUCACCUUCUCCGUCUAUGUGUACACUGCUCAGGGCCUCUUUGAGAGAGACAAACUCAUCUUCCUGGCCCAGGUUGCCUUCCAGGUCCUGGCCCUCAAGAAAGAAGUGAACCCAGCAGAGCUGGACUUUCUCCUGCGCUUCCCUUCCAAGACUGGUGUCACGUCCCCCGUGGACUUCCUGCAGAACCAGAACUGGGGUGCUGUCAAGGCGCUUUCAGAAAUGGAUGAGUUCACCAGCCUGGAGAACGACAUCGAGAGCUCAGCAAAGCGAUGGAAAAGGUUUGUGGAGAUGGAGGCGCCAGAGAACGAGGUGUUCCCCAUGGACUGGAAGAACAAGACAGCCCUGCAGAAGCUGUGUGUGCUGCGGUGCCUGCGCCCUGACAGGAUGACCUAUGCCAUCAGGAAAUUUGUGGAAGAGAAAAUGGGAAGCAAGUAUGUGAAAGGAAGGAGCAUUGAUCUCUCUGAGGUGUACAAGGAGAGCAGCCCCUCCUCGCCCCUGUUCUUCAUCCUCUCCCCUGGUGUUGACCCACUGAAGGACGUGGAGGCUCUGGGCACGAGGCUGGGAUUCACCAUUGACAACGGGAAGAUCCACAAUGUGUCCCUGGGGCAGGGCCAGGAGGUGGUGGCAGAGCACGCCAUGGAGGUGGCAGCUGCCGAGGGCCACUGGGUCAUCCUGCAGAACAUCCACCUGGUGGCGCGGUGGCUGAGCACACUAGAGAAGCUGGUGGAGCACCACAGCCUAGAAAGCCACCCCGAGUACCGACUGUUCAUGAGCGCCGAGCCAGCCCCCAGCCCCGAGACACACAUCAUCCCACAGGGGCUGCUGGACAACUCCAUCAAGAUCACCAGCGAGCCACCCACAGGCAUGCGUGCCAACCUGCAUGGAGCCCUGGACCUCUUCAACCAGGAAACUCUGGAGCAGUGCAGCAAAGAGUCGGAGUUCAGGUGCAUCCUGUUUGCCCUUUGCUACUUCCACGCCGCGGUGGCCGAGCGGCGCAGGUUUGGGACCCAGGGCUGGAACAGGUCCUACCCCUUCAACAACGGCGACCUGACCGUCUCUGUCAAUGUCCUGCAGAACUACCUGGAGGCCAACGCCAAGGUCCCGUGGGAUGACCUCCGGUACCUGUUUGGGGAGAUCAUGUACGGGGGGCACAUCACGGAUGACUGGGACCGCCGGCUGUGCCGCACGUACCUGAGCGAGUACGUGCAGCCCGAGAUGCUGGACGGUGAGGUGUCCUUGGCUCCAGGGUUCAUGAUCCCUCCCCGAAUGGAUUACGAGGCCUACCACCAGUACAUCGAUGACAACCUGCCAGGAGAGAGCCCCCACCUGUAUGGCCUGCAUCCCAAUGCAGAGAUGGGUUUCCUGACCGUCACCUCGGACAGGCUCUUCCGUACGGUGCUGGAGCUGCAGCCCAAGGAAUCCGAGGCUGCCGGAGGCUCGGGUGUCUCCCGAGAGGAACAGGUGAAGGCAGUCCUGGAUGAAAUCAUCCAGCAGCUGCCAGACCCGUUCAACAUGGAGGAGAUGAUGGGAAAGGCAAAGGAAAAAACCCCAUACACGGUUGUAGCCCUCCAGGAGUGUGAAAGGAUGAACAUCCUGACCAACGAGAUGAGGCGCUCGCUGAAGGAGCUGGACCUGGGACUGCAGGGAGAGCUGACGAUUACAUCCGAGAUGGAAGAGCUGUCAAAUGCUCUCUUCUAUGACAACGUUCCAGAAUCAUGGACACGUUAUGCCUACCCCUCCCUCCUCACCCUGGCCAACUGGUAUGCAGACCUGCUCCUGCGGAUCAGGGAACUGGAGGUCUGGUCAACAGAUUUUGUGCUGCCUGCAACAGUGUGGCUGGCGGGAUUCUUCAACCCCCAGUCCUUCCUCACAGCCAUCAUGCAGUCCACAGCCAGGAAAAAGCAGUGGCCACUGGAUAAGAUGUGUCUGGCAGCAGAUGUGACCAAGAAAACCCGCGAGGAAAUAACAUUUCCCCCUAGAGAAGGCUCCUACGUGCACGGGCUGUUCAUGGAAGGCGCGCGCUGGGACGUGCCCUCGGGCUCCAUCGCGGAGGCGCGCAUGAAGGAGCUGACGCCCGAGAUGCCGGUGAUCCUGCUCAGAGCCAUCCCCGUGGACCGCAUGGACACCAUCAACGUCUACGAGUGCCCCGUCUACAAGACACGGAUGCGAGGGCCCACCUACGUCUGGACCUUCAACCUGAAGACAAAAGAAAAAGCUGCCAAAUGGGUCCUGGCUGGUGUGGCUCUGCUCCUAGAGGCCUAGAUUUAAUGACAAUGGAAAACAGCAGUACUUUUAGUUGUAAAAACCUCCCUGUUGUGUAACUCAGUCUAUGUUAGAUUGUACCAGAACCAUUUUAGCAAAGUUUCAAUAAAACCAG
This is a messenger RNA of Camarhynchus parvulus, 13510 nucleotides long. It is a transcript of the gene DNAH17, whose product is annotated as dynein axonemal heavy chain 17. Bases 1 to 13395 code for a protein of 4464 amino acids. Gene Ontology annotation, biological process: microtubule-based movement. Lineage: Eukaryota; Metazoa; Chordata; Aves; Passeriformes; Thraupidae. The transcript has 80 exons. Gene Ontology annotation, cellular component: dynein complex. Gene Ontology annotation, molecular function: minus-end-directed microtubule motor activity; ATP hydrolysis activity; ATP binding. The record is from RefSeq and is a predicted model, not a curated record.